AUGAAAAAUGCCAAACACAUACUUGGCUUCUGUAUUUCGUAGCCGAUCGCAAACGCUAAUGCUAAUUAACUAAAUGAACAGUGGUCAGAAGGACACUAUUUAGUCAUAAAAAAUUGUAGCUGGAGCUAAUUCCGUAAAUAUUAGUAAGAUCAGGGUUGAAGUGGUAACCUUGUUCUUAUUUAUAGUACCUGUAACCACCACCUGUUUAAACUCAAGAGAAGAACCAAACUGCAAGUGAAGUAACAAAUCAAACAGUUAGAAUGGCAAAUCAGAGUUACUCACUUGUGUGUCAUUUACUUAUUUUGUUGGCAUUCUCCAACAUUAUAAUCCCUUCAAUAUCAUCAGUGAAGAGACAGGAAAAGCCAGGCAGAACAGACAAGCAUGAAGAUUAUGGAGGUGCAAGUAGAGAUUUCAAACAUAUACUUCGCAAAGAUUAUUUGCGUAAUUACUCUUCGCCACCUCCUCGCUAUGGUUCGAGGAUCUACAGUGUCUUGUCUUUUGGAGCUGCAGGAGAUGGAGCCUCCGACGAUUCGAAGGCACUUGUAUCAGCAUGGAAGGCAGCUUGCAAAGUUUCCAAAGCAACCAUAGAGAUCCCCACAGGAUACAAUUUCCUCAUCAAGCCAGUCACUCUCCAAGGUCCUUGCAUGCCUCAUCUUAUUCUCCAGAUAGAUGGGACACUCUUAGCACCUUCAAGUACAUCUGCAUGGCCCAAAUACAAUCUCCUCCAGUGGUUGAACUUCAAGUGGCUUCAUGAUUUCACCAUCCAAGGUAGUGGCACACUUGACGGCCAAGGUUCGCAGUUAAGGAAUACCUCACAAUUCCAUCAGUCUCCGAAAGCAAAACCAGAGACGAGACCGACAGUUAUAAGAUUCUACAAGAGCUACAAUAUUACCGUGCGCAACAUCCGAAUUGUCAACAGCCCUCAAUGCCACCUGAAGUUCGACAGUUCUCGAGGGAUUAAAGUGAAGAGCCUCACCAUUUCUUCUUCGCAGGAUAGCCCGAACACUGACGGCAUUCACCUUCAGAAUACUCGAGACGUCGAAAUCAAGAACUCGAACAUCGGAUGUGGUGACGAUUGUGUAUCGAUACAAACCGGAUGCUCAAACAUUCACAUACACAAUGUCAACUGCAACCCAGGCCAUGGAAUCAGCUUGGGAGGACUCGGCAGAAGUAAUAGCUUGGCAUGUGUUUCUGAUGUAUCUGUUGAUAACAUCAAUGUGCAGAAUGCUUUGUCGGGAGUCAGGAUCAAAACCUGGCAGGGAGGUGUAGGAUCUGUGAGGAAUGUAACAUUUUCCAACGUCAAGGUCUCGAACGUCGAGAUCCCGAUCGUGAUCGACCAGUACUACUGCAACAAGAAAUCAUGCAAGAACAAGACUGACGCGGUGGCGAUAUCCGACAUCACAUACAAAGGGAUAAGCGGGACGUAUUCUUUUCAACCAAUGCAUCUUGCGUGCAGCGACAGCACUCCAUGCAGUGGUCUCAAUCUGAUUAAUGUCAAACUCUCACCAGAAAACAAUUCUCAAGCUUUGCAGAAGCCUUUCUGCUGGAAAAGUUAUGGCAAAGCAUAUGGACUUUUCGAUCCCUCAAGUGUCGGUUGCUUACAGAGGAACGAUAGGUUGAGCAAGACAUUAACAAAGUCGCAUAACAACACAUGCUAACUAAUUAGAGAUCCAUUGUCACAUUGUGUAUCAUUUGUUUCCUCUCUUCUGAACAUUUUAGAACAAGGAGGUGAUGCUGUGCACUAACCAGUAACUUGUGUUAUGAUCAUAACCUUAAAGACUCGACGCUUCAGCAUAAUCUUAACAUAUUCUUCCAAGUA
Ananas comosus (pineapple) is the source of this 1819-nucleotide messenger RNA. Its product is annotated as polygalacturonase At1g48100-like. The record is from RefSeq and is a predicted model, not a curated record. Gene Ontology annotation, molecular function: polygalacturonase activity. Gene Ontology annotation, biological process: carbohydrate metabolic process. The transcript has 8 exons. Bases 261 to 1658 code for a protein of 465 amino acids. Lineage: Eukaryota; Viridiplantae; Streptophyta; Magnoliopsida; Poales; Bromeliaceae.